Molecule: messenger RNA, 2942 nt
Organism: Cebus imitator (Panamanian white-faced capuchin)
Lineage: Eukaryota; Metazoa; Chordata; Mammalia; Primates; Cebidae
Product: olfactory receptor 2A7-like
Exons: 1
Coding region: 1156-2166 (336 amino acids)
Biological process (GO): G protein-coupled receptor signaling pathway
Cellular component (GO): membrane
Molecular function (GO): G protein-coupled receptor activity; olfactory receptor activity
Source: RefSeq, a predicted model, not a curated record
CACACAAAAGAAUAUUAUUCUGCCAUGUAAAAGAAUAAAAUCCUGUCAUUUGCAGCAACAUGGACGGAACUGGAGGUCAUUACAUUAAAUUAAAUAAGCUAAGCACAGAAUGACAAAUAUUAUACGUUUUCACUUACAUGUGGGAGGUAAAAAUGUGUAUCUCAUGAAGACAGAGAGUAGAUUGGUGGUUACCAGAUGCCAGGAGGGGUAGCAAAAAAAGGAUCAUAAAGAGAAGGUGAUUACAAACGUAUGGUUUCAUAGAAGAAAUAAGACCUAGUGUUCAAUAGAUUAGAAGAGUGACUAUAGUUUACAGUAAUCUACCGCAUAUUUCAAAAUAGGUAGAAGAGAAUAAUUUGAAUGUUUCUAACAAAAAGAAAAGACAAAUAGUUAAGGUGACAGCCCAAAUACACAGAUUUGAUCUUUAUAAAUUAAAUGAGUAUAUUAAAUUAUCACAUGUACCCCCAAAACUAUGUACAUCUAUUAUGUAUCAACUAAAAAAAUAUUAAAAAUAAAUUUGCAAAAAAUAGAAAAAAUAUACAAAUAAAAUAAAUACACAUUUGUAGUAUAAGAAGGUGACAGGCAACUACAUUCUGAUCAUAAGACAACACAAACAGAGUAGACCCUCUAUGGGUACAAAAGUCAAAACACAAAGAUCUCUGUUUAAAUCUAGCCAAAGUUAGGGCAAACUGCCAUUCCCUCAACUUAAAUCAAGAUUAUACAAUCAGCAAAAAUCACAAGUUUAACAAAUAACUCAUGUAAUGAAGGUUCAAAUUGGUGAGAAUAGCAGAAUCAUCAACAUGGUCCUCAUCCCUCUUUCUAACCUUAUAUAUAGACAUAGACACCAGCACACUUCCACAUGUAUGGAUAUAAAUACCCUGCAGUGAAGGAGUACAGAGGGCAAGCAUCUGAUACAGUCAUCACAAACUGAGGACAGAGUCCAUGCUAUGAAGGCAAUUUAAGUAUCAACAUAUUUUAAACUGUGAUGAAAGUAGAUCUGAAAAUAAGAUGUAAUGAAUACUAUAAUAUCAUACUAACAUUGAAUUUAUCAUUGGUGACAAAAUUUCCUUGUGCUUCAUUUUUAAAUGCAUAAUUUUUCUCUUACUAACUAAGAUCAAAAUAUCAUUGAAGGUGUUUUUUUAGGAAACAAACAAUAAUAUGUACAGUUACAGAAUGUUUAAACAUUUGCCUCAGAUAUGCAGACUUGGUGAGCUCCUUUGUUCCUCCUACAGGGAAAUGGGGGAAAAUCAGACAAUGGUCACAGAGUUCCUCCUGCUGGGAUUUCCCCUCAGCCCACAGAUUCAGAUGCUCCUCUUUGGGCUCUUCUCCCUGUUCUAUAUCUUCACCCUGCUGGGGAACGGGGCCAUCCUGGGGCUCAUCUGGCUGGACUUCAGACUGCACACCCCCAUGUACUUCUUCCUCUCACACCUGGCCCUCGUCGACAUCGCCUACGCCUGCAACACGGUGCCGCAGAUGCUGGUGAACCUACUGCUUCCAGCCAAGCCCAUCUCCUUUGCUGGCUGCAUGACGCAGAUGUUUCUGUUUUUGAGUUUUGCACAUACAGAAUAUCUCUUCCUGGUGGUGAUGUCCUGUGAUCGGUACAUGGCCAUCUGCCACCCCCUCCGAUAUUCUGCCAUCAUGACCUGGAGAGUCUGCAUCACCCUAGCGGUGACUUCCUGGACCAUCGGAGUCCUUCUAUCCUUGAUUCAUCUAGUGUUACUUCUACCUUUACCCUUCUGUAGGCCCCAGAAAAUUAAUCACUUUUUCUGUGAAAUCAUGGCUGUUCUCAAAGUUGCCUGUGCAGAUACCCACAUCAAUGAGAUCAUGGUCUUGGUCGGAGCAAUUUCUGUGCUGGUGGGACCCUUGUCCUCAAUUUUAGUUUCAUAUAUGUGCAUCCUCUGUGCCAUCCUUCAGAUCCAAUCGGGGGAAGGUCAGAGGAAAGCCUUCUCUACCUGCUCCUCCCACCUCUGUGUGGUUGGACUCUUUUAUGGCACAGCCAUUAUCAUGUAUGUUGGACCCAGAUAUGGAAACCUCAAGGAGCAGAAGAAAUAUCUCCUGCUGUUUCACAGCCUCUUUAAUCCCAUGCUCAAUCCCCUUAUCUAUAGUCUUAGGAACUCAGAAGUGAAGAAUACUUUGAAGAGAGUGCUGGGAGUAGAAACAGCUUUAUGAAAAGAUUAUGUGUGGCAUUGUGAUUGACAGUUACUUAGGAAGUUACAUCUUUGAGAGGCUCCUAACCCAACUCUGUACUGAUGGGACCUGUGUUCUCAAUGGACAUGAGAAUUAUCUGAGACAUUUAUUUAAAAUGGAGCUAUUUCCUGCCCUACCUUUAAAUGACUGAUUUGGCAGAUGUGGGAUGAAUUCUAGAAAUUGAUCUCUUCAAAUCGUGGUGCAGCUAGUCCACCCCAGGACAAUACACCUUACAAUAUCUUCAUUAGCCUUUGGUCCAGUCCCAUAGCUCCUAUAAUCUUUUCCAAAACACUGGUCCCUUCAGAGGACUUUAAAAAUAAGUUCUGUGGUCAAACAAGUUGGAGACUUAUUUCACAUCAGAUGCCUCCGUCUAGGAAUCACAAUUCAUAUUACAACAGUGAACGCUGUGAAAGUUUCUCUAGGAAAGAAUAAUUCUAUUCUAGUUUUUAGCCAGUGUUUUCUAAACUUACGUGAGCACAUAAAAUUUCCUUUGUAACACUUACUAACAGUCUCCUGGAACAGGAGAUCUGGAUAUUAAUUGACUCAUUGUGAAUACUUCCUGCAGCCACCUUCAAGGGCAGAAUGAUUUUUUUUUUCCUUGCAAAGUGAGCCUCUAAAGAGAUGUAGAUCUGAGCAUUGUGCCUCGAUCCGUCUGUAAAAAUCUGGGCUCUGUUUGGAUAUAGACCAUAAGGGUCCCUGUCUCUACUGUUCAAUGGUGGAUCGUCUAAAGAAAAUAAAUCCAACCCUGUCCUUCAUCA